Molecule: messenger RNA, 1155 nt
Organism: Lolium rigidum
Lineage: Eukaryota; Viridiplantae; Streptophyta; Magnoliopsida; Poales; Poaceae
Exons: 3
Coding region: 1-1155 (384 amino acids)
Biological process (GO): chloroplast organization; regulation of DNA-templated transcription
Cellular component (GO): chloroplast
Molecular function (GO): double-stranded DNA binding
Source: RefSeq, a predicted model, not a curated record
AUGCUCCGCAUCCGCAGCUCCAUCCUCACCCGCCUCCUCUUGUCCUCUGCCGCCUCUCCCAUAUUCCCGCUGCACCACCUCCUCUCCACGGCCGCGGCCGCCGUUCCCCCGAACCCUAGCUUUGCCGUCGAGGAGUACCUCGUCGGCACCUGCGGCCUCACCCGGCCACAGGCCCUCAAGGCUGCUGCCAAGCUCUCCCACCUCAAAUCCCCCUCCAAGCCCAACGCCGUCCUCGCCUACCUCGCAGGCUUCGGCCUCUCCAGCGCCGACGUCGCCGCCGUUGUCGCCAAGGACCCCAAGAUCCUCUGCACCGGCGUGGAUAUAACCUUGGCCCCUACUGUCGUCGAGCUCAUCAAGCUCGGCCUCUCACAUACCGAGAUCGCGCGCUUCGUCAUGCUCGCCCCCCGCUUCUUUCGCUUCAAAACAUCCGUCUCCAACCUACUCUACUUCCUGUCCCUCUUCGGCUCCUACAAGAAAAUCCCCCUGCUGCUCAGGUUCAACUCCAAUCUUCUCCAAUGCAGCCUCGACAAGCUGGUCAAGCCCAAUGUCGCGCUUCUGCGGGAGUGCGGGAUAGGUACUUGUGAUAUUGCCAAGCUGGGCCUCGCUUCUCCAUGGCUGCUCAGCGCCAACCCGGAGCGCCUCCAUGAGAUGGUGGCACGCGCCAAAAGUCUCGGUGUGCCUCGUGGCUCGGGGAUGUUCAGGCUCACGCUGCGUGCUGUCGCGUUCCUCGACAAGGAGAAGAUCACCUCCAAAGUGGAUUACUUGAAGAACACGCUCAGGUGGUCGAAUGCCGAGGUGGGCAUCGCUGUUUCUAAGCAUCCGAACCUGCUGCUGAGAUCUAAGGACAUUCUGCUGAGUGGGUCAGAAUUCCUCUUCUCUGAGGUGGGGUUGGAACCGGCCUACAUCGCUCAUCGUCCAACAUUGCUCUCUUAUAGCUUGGAGGGCCGGCUCAGACCCCGGUACUAUGUAGUAAAGUUUCUGAAAGCAAAUGGAUUGCUAGAUCAUGACCGGGACUACUAUAGUACAGUUGCCUACAGCGAGAAGGUAUUUUUGGAGAAGUUCAUAUGCCCUCACAAGGAAGCUGCACCACACCUCGCUGAAGACUAUGGAGCUGCUUGUAGAGGGGAAGUGCCGGUUAGUUUCAUAUUUACAUGA